AGAAGGACCCAGAGGAAGUUUGUUCUACAGCACUCAACUGUGAAGAACACAAAAGGAAAGAUGACUGGCAAGCUGAAGAGAUUUUGGUUUCUCCUGGUCAUUAUCCUCAACGAAAUAGCAUCAACCACACCCUGCAGUACUUUCAACUGUCUCUUGUCGACGACCUGCAGAUGCAACAGUAAAGACCUUACCACUGUUCCUCAGAAACUGCCACGACGUAUUACUGAACUUUACUUAAAUACCAAUGAUAUUGCAACCAUCCAUCCAUCUUCUUUCUCAAGGUACAGGCGUUUAAUAAAACUAAAUCUGUCACAAAACCGAAUAACUUCUGUUCCUGCUGGUACAUUUUCAGGUUUACCAGAUCUCAAAGAGUUACACCUGUCCUCCAACAAAAUAACUACUAUUCAGCGUGGUGCAUUUACCAAUCUACUACAGCUCCAGAAGUUGUACCUAAAUACCAACAACAUAAACACAAUUCAGUCUGAGCCAACCAUUCUAAGCUUUCGCAGGGUUGACAAUGACACAUCGGUGCAGGAGGAGACUCUUCAUUUGGUCUGUGAAGUUUCAGGUAUGCCUAAACCAGACAUCACAGUCACCCUCCCAUCUGGACCAAACACAAAUGCUAUGUCAGGAGGGAGGGUGACUGUGGAGGUGAAGAAUACCACAGCUACAGUCACCAUAACAGGUGUUACUGCAGCAGACGCUGGUCAGUACAUCUGCAUAGCAACAAAUCCAUCUGGCUCUGCAUCUGCCACUCUCUCUUUCAUCUCUACCUGGCUCUACACCAGGUCCUUCAGAACACCUUCCGUCUUCUAA
Messenger RNA from Branchiostoma belcheri (Belcher's lancelet), 816 nucleotides. RefSeq names its product slit homolog 1 protein-like. Gene Ontology annotation, molecular function: protein binding. Bases 61 to 816 code for a protein of 251 amino acids. The transcript has 4 exons. Lineage: Eukaryota; Metazoa; Chordata; Leptocardii; Amphioxiformes; Branchiostomatidae. The record is from RefSeq and is a predicted model, not a curated record.